UAAAUGCAGUUCCAUCUCAACUUAAUAAAAGAGCUACCACCUUCGAACCUUGUCACUUUAUUAAGGACACACUUGCUGUGUCAAUAACACCUGACCCCCCUGUUAAAAACCAACCCGACCUAUUUAGUGUGUCCGGAACAUUAACAAAUAAUAAUAUAACCGCAGCCCAAACCAAUCUUAUAGUUGUAUUUAUUGACUUAUCAAAUAGUACACCUAUAGGUGACGAAAACACUCAACCAUUUAACGAAUCAUAUAAUGCUGGAAUCCCAUUUACGAUAAAUGCAUCUAUUCCUAUUCCUGCUGUUGACUCAUAUGGGAUUUUAGUUUUUGUUGGAGAGGAAUUACUAACUGCUUAUAGCUGUGCACAUGCUACUGUUAAUGGUUCUGCAGCUAAUUUUUUUUAG
This is a messenger RNA of Dentiscutata erythropus, 404 nucleotides long. NCBI's taxonomy places the organism in Eukaryota, Fungi, Glomeromycota, Glomeromycetes, Diversisporales, Gigasporaceae. The record is from the annotation of a GenBank genome assembly.